Gymnodraco acuticeps is the source of this 814-nucleotide messenger RNA. RefSeq lists its product as uncharacterized. The transcript is spliced from 7 exons. The record is from RefSeq and is a predicted model, not a curated record. Lineage: Eukaryota; Metazoa; Chordata; Actinopteri; Perciformes; Bathydraconidae. Bases 94 to 780 code for a protein of 228 amino acids.
UUGAUGAAGAAAGCUUUGGGUACCUGGAUCUUCACACCAUCACCACCUUGACCCCCAGAAUAGGCGAGAGGCUAAAAUUCAUUAACAAACAUAAUGAAUUUGUCUAUAGUGGAGAGCCUGGACACAGACCAACUGAUCACAGGAAAGGAAAGAAAGGCCAUGGUGCGGAUUUUGGUGUCUCACCUCAUUGAAAAAUGUGGAGAAACACCUACCGCGGUGAUGAAAACUGCCCUGGCUUCCGCCUUGAUUCAUGCAUUCCCCUGCUUAAACGAUGACAGUGGUUUUGGAACAUGGUAUGCCAAGGGGCGAUCCCACCACCCAGCAACCGGGUUCCUAGAGGAAAGACUCCGUAAUAUCAGGAAGCAGUUGAGGAGGAGCUCGUGCGGGCCCAGGCCACAGAGGGAACAAGACACUGUGCCCAGCAGGAUAGUCAUACCAGCAGCCACCAUAUCCGAAGAGCGAGCUGUGCAGUUUGCAGAAUGGUUGAAGAAUAACUCACCGCCCCUCGCCCAGGUGGAGGCAUUUAUGCGCGACAGCUGCCAGUACAGGGCAGGAUGGAUACGGGCCGAGCACUCGAAGUCCAUUCCCGAAGUCCUGGCCAUGUUCCCUCGUCUUACUACUCCAGGCAUGAUUGCACAAGAUUUUUCGAUCCUCUUUGAGCCUGCACCUAAACUCUUCGAAACGUGGGUUCCUCUUUACGCUGACAAGAUCAUUCGUCUGGCGAAACGCGAAGGGAAACUCGCAUUGCCAGAGGAACAGAUCAAUCUGGGUCGGAACUAACAUGGUGGAGUAUUUGGAGCAAGCCAAAUCGUCC